GAAAAAUUUGUUUAGCUGCGUUGCCUUUUUAAAAUAAACAAAUUCGAACAUUAGUGAAAUAAAAUGGCAGCUGUACGCGAUGCCAAUGCUCCCGGCUACAAUAUUGCACGGGAUCCGGCCUUGGUAAAGAAUCGCAUAUUUAUUGGAAACCUGCCCAUUUGUACAAAAGAGGAGCUUGAGAGCAUUUGUCAUCCAUACGGAAAAGUUUUGGGCUCGUUGGUGCAGAAGAAUUUUGGUUUUGUUCAAUUUGAAAGCGAGGAAAUCGCUAACAAAUGUGCGAAUGCGUUAAAUAAAUCCACGUUUAAGUCAAAGGCGCUAACCGUACGGAAUGCCAGCAUAAAGCUAAAGCCGCUGAAUGCAAUCAUCAAGAAGAUCAACCCAAACGCACACAACCCAGCAGGUGUGCCGAUGGCAGUUCAAGGCGGCAUUGUUAUGUCCGCUGCCGCCGCUGCUACCGUCGUGCCCAUUAACGAUUGCGAGAUAAUCGUGGUCAAUCGCGAGAAUACAAAGUACGCAGAGUUCAUUGAAGAUCGACUGAGGAACAGUGGCAUGCGUGUAGAUGUGCUCUUUCCCAACGAGGAUGUUAUGCUGAGCCAAGUGCUUAGUAAUAUAUCAGCGCGAGGCUGUCUCUACGCCGUUCUGGUAACGCCGCAGCACGAAGCUCUAAAUAGCAUUACGGUCAACAUAUUAUAUGGGGUGCCGGCCGAGCAUCGCAAUAUGCCUCUGGAUGAUGCUAUAACACUAAUUGCCACCGACUUUCGAUUGAAGAAGCAGCGUGACGCAGUUACCGCAUCCCAGCUGCACGCCAAGCAGAGCAGACAUCCGGAAGCAAUGCAGCAAUUGAUCGAAAUGCUGGCCGACAAUCAUCCACUGACAGGUUUGCAGUAUGAAUGCAUAAUUAAUUAUCUGCAGGAGCAGCGGGAACAACAGCUCAAGCGGGAGUUGGGUGAAGCCAAUGCUUUGGCCAAACUGCAUACUCCCGAUCCAGAAAUGGAGCUGCAAAAGAAGAUUCUUAGUGUUAUGAACAAGCCCGCGGUGACGGAGAUCAACAGCGAGCUUAUGUAUCCCACAUUUGAUUUAGCCAAAAAGGAUAAACGACUUAUGGAGCUGCUGCAAGAUCCAAGGGUUAUGAGUGCGCUCGAGAGUAUUUACAACUCGGACCUCACAGAAACAGUCACGCAAUAUUUAUAGAUCGGAACACUUUAUUA
Molecule: messenger RNA, 1208 nt
Organism: Drosophila novamexicana
Lineage: Eukaryota; Metazoa; Arthropoda; Insecta; Diptera; Drosophilidae
Gene: Neos
Product: nuclear receptor coactivator 5
Exons: 2
Coding region: 64-1191 (375 amino acids)
Molecular function (GO): RNA binding
Source: RefSeq, a predicted model, not a curated record